UAGCUGGAGCCUGUGGCGGCGGCGGUGCGUGCGGCGGGCGUAGGAGCGUGGGGAGGGCCUCCCAGGCGGCGCCUCAGCGCCUCGGGUCUGCCGAGCGCGGGGAUCGGGGACAUCCCAGGCGGCGCCUCCGCGCCUCGGGUCUGCCGAGCUCUGGGAUCGGGGACCUGGGCGCGCAGCGCCUCCUUUUGUGGCCUGAGAGACGGAGUUAACCUGAGGGACCCUCUCCGCCUUGAGUCGCGCAAAAGUGGCAAUGGGAGUCCUGUGGAUGGCAGUCGGAGGCAGGAGGUGAAAUCUGUUUGUCCCUUUCCUCCCCACGCAGGGCUCAGCGUUUCGCCGGUGCGCUGCGUCUCUCCGGGGGCUGCGCCACCCUCGGGUGAAUCCCCAGAAACACGAGGCAGGAGCCCUAAGGCCGAAUUGACCCCCUCCAGGUGUGGGGUGUUCCGCUCUCUGUCACCCGGCGGGCUGGGGAUGCCCUCCUCUGCCUGCCUUCGGCUUGCCCCCGGCUCUCAGGCACAACCUGAGUAGGUAUUUCGCUUCAGCUUCUCAUCUCUUGAGCGUAUGAGGCUCCUCUCCCACUCCCUCCCCUUUUCGUCGUUUUCGGCGUUGAGAUUAGAGCCUUUAGGGAGACCCGUUGUCUUGUGGCUCCUUUUCUCUGAACUCCUUUAGGAACAAGCAUGUCACCGUCAAUGCUGGGCAGCAGAUAGCCUGGCAGCUACGGGAAUAGAAAUAGCUGGUUUAAUUUGGAAAUACAGCUACAGUUUGUUUUUCAUUAUAAUGAUCACCUAGAAGUUUAAUAAGAAUGGAGAUUAAGCUAGAUGUUCUCAUUUCUACUUGUACCAAGCAAAGAAAGCCAUGGCCUCGCAUCUCGUGGAUUGGACAGGAAAAAGAGGCUAUUUUUCUUCUAGAUGAUAAACGUAUAUAUGAAAUUAACCUGUCAUCAGGGAAGACAAAGAAGAAAAUCCCUCGACUACAGUCAGUGUUGAAAAAUGUAGCUGUUUUAACAAUAUCAAGAAACAGUGCUUGGUUAGCAGGAAUACUUACAACAGGAGAACUAUUUCUUUGGAAUAAAGAUCAGGACAGCUUGAAAAUAGUUCCAGCCAUUGAAGAGUCUAGGAAAGUAGUUGCAGCAGCACAAGAAUGUUCAAUGAGAUUGUAUUUGUAUGUGUCUGGAGAUGGCAGAAGGGCACUAUUAACUACUCCUACAGCGUGUGUGUUUUUGUGGGAGAGCACAGAACAGGAAAAUACAUCCUCCAAUAAAAAUUCUUCUGGGCACUGGAUGCAAAUAUUACGUGAUGAGUCAGUCACCUUGCCUUCUACUGAAGAAAAAGAAACCGGAGUGCAUGCUGUUUUCAUACAAAGUGAGGUACUGGGUGAUUGCUGUUUGUGCUCUUUUGUGUUUUACUCUGGAGAAUGCUUGAUGCUUACAUCUUUGAUUCUUCGAUGGCAUGAAAAUAGCUUUAAAUAUAUUAGUUCUUUACCAUACCAUAUCCACUGGAUACAGCACACUUUUUCUCUCAUUGAUUUGUUUCCUCCAUGUGUAUCUGUAAAGUCAAGAGGAGCUUUGCUAUGUGCAUUUACAAGAGAUGGACUUCAGCUUGCAGUAGCUGUUAAUCAAACUGAUCCAAAGGCAACUCAGAUUUUGUUUUUAAGCACAUUGAAUUGUGUAACUGUUUCGGGUAGCCUUAAAGGUUGUAGCAGCAAGAAUGGUAUGGUCCCGUCCAAGUUUAUCAGAUCUUACUGGGUUGGUGAUAUGAGUUGGACUCCUGAUAGCCUUUUCUUAGCUUGCAUUUUAAAACGUGGAUAUUUGAUUUUAUUGACCUCUAUGGGUGAAUUGAUGACCUUGGUUACUUCUGGCUGCUCUGUAGAAUUUGGACCAGCAGAGUUUAUUCCAUUUCAUCCACUAAUAACAUACAGAUGGCAGAACACACGUGGUCAAGACUCUAGUCAGUCUCUUGGUUCUUCAGCUUCUGAAAGUGAUGUUAUGAGACAGAGAUUCUCUGUUGCCUCACACUCAAGAUUACCCUACCUCAUUGUCUCUGAUGGUUACAUGAUAACAGUGCUUAGAUUUCCCAAGAACCUUUCACCAUCAGGAUUUGUAAGAUCUCUCUUGCUUGAUUCGACCCAAAGGCUUGAAAAUAUUCGUGGGAGUUUGCUGAACUCCAAGUCUAAAGGGAGACCUCUCUGUUUACGAUCACUGUUGUCUUUAAAAGCUACUCUGCUAAAAUAUACUCAAAAACAAAGUUCCAUCUUUUCCACCAUUCCAAAAUUUCUGGAAGAGGACACAAUAGAACUGAGUGAGAAAACCACAGAUUUUCUGGAUUUUGAAGAAGAAUCAGAUGAUGAAAAGCAGAUUUGUAAUGUCCCUUCCAGCUUCUACAGCCAAGUUGGUAAAGCUGAUCAAGGCCACUUAGAAUUUGCAUCAGUGUUUGAUACCAUCCAUGCAAAAGACAAUAUGGAAGAGCAAGAUAAAUUAUCAGUGGAACUAUAUUCCAUUCAGAAAAACCUUCAUGCUGCGUGGCAGAUAGGGAUUUCAAAAAAUACGGAAGAGAAGGAUAUAUUACUGAAUUACACAGUGAACUGUAUUAUCCAUUUUUUCAAUGUUCUUCAGUUUGUGAAAUAUUCUUUGCUAAACCAGGAGUCAUCUUUAGAUAUGUCUAUGAAGAAUACGCACUGGAUGCAUUGUGUCCUGAAAUAUUUCCAACAGUAUUUGACUGUCUUGUACUGGCAUUCAAGAGCCAGUCUGACUGGGCACAUCGCAAAGCUGACUUUACAAACUUUAAAAUUGAUGCUUAUACAGCAACAAGACCAGUUGUUUUCAAAAAAUCUUUUGGCAUGCUUCUGUCUUCUGAAAAUGGUUUCUCAUGCUCUGAGUAGCAUGUGCGUACUGCAGUAUGAAAAUUUUUUUGCGUCUCACAGCAAUAGUAUUGUGGAACUUGACUCCUUUACGGUGCCUAUUUUGCUAGUUCUUGAUGACAAUACUACUCAGCAGUUCAGCUCACUGAAGUCUCUGCUUAGAGAGCCUCCUCAAGCAGUAGACUAUAAUGCAAAAACAGAAAAAAGGUUGAUUGUACUGUGGCAAUUGUUGUAUAAGAAAGUGAUUUGGUAUCAGAUGCAGCUGGACAAAAGAGUGAACAAGAAUGCAGAAGAAGAGUCUGUUGUGUCAUUGCUUUUAAGUCAUGUACAAGCAACCCUGCAGUCUUCAGGAGUGACCUUAGAACAACAUUUGAAGAUCAAUUCUGUAUCUGGUGAGGAGAAGUUCCUUUUAGGCUCAUACAAAGAUUCCAUUGACAUUUGGAAAAGAUCUCUUUGUGAAAUCAAGGCAAAAGGAGGAAAAAGAUCCCAUUUUCUUCAGAGUAGAUAUUACCUUGCAAUAUUAUUUUGCCACCUGUAUCAGUAUAACUUGUGUGAUGCUCAGGGGCUCUGUGAUCAUCUGGUAGAAGAGAUUUUAAGGCGGUCGCAGAUCUCAGUGGGUCAGAUGGAAAAAUUUUCUGAUACCAAGUAUUUUCAGCAUGAGCUUUGGAUGGUAACAGAAAUUCAUACUGAAACUGCUAUGGCUGUGAUUCGAUCCAUGGCACGAUUCAUGGCUGCAUAUUUCACAAAUCAGCUGCUUUAUAUCUUUCCUCCACACAGUGUUGACAUCCUGUAUCCACUUCACAUCAGACAAGACUUGUCUCCUCGUAUUAUUCCACUGCAACACUGUUUGGUUACCAGAGCUGUCAGGGACCAGAACCUUUCAUCUGUGUGGACAGCCGAAUAUGCACUUGAUUUGUUCUUUAUCAGUGGACUCAUUCCAGAGGCUGUGUGGUUAACACACAAACUUGGGGACUGGAAAGUGUCUAUUUCAAUUGGUAUGGCCUACCAGCUGUAUUGUCAAAACUCUGAUGAAUCCUCAAGACUGAAAAAUAUGGAGAGUCAAUUGCCAUUAAGCUUAUCACCAAGGCAGACUUUUCAGGAAAAGUUACAGUCUUUGUUGGGACACCCAGUUACUUCUGAGACAUCAGGAUGCAUUCAAUGCAAGCAGUUUACAGAUCCCAUUGAAGAGGAAGAUGCAAAUAUUCUUCAUAGUUCAAUACAGGAACUACUGAAAGCAGCUGUUAUGGCAGAUGCUGAUAUUCUUUCACAGACAUUUGAGCUGUUGCUGGAUUCUGCCAAGGAUCUUAGCAGAAAAUUGUAUGGAUUAGUUCCAAAUGGACUUUAUCUUCCAGCACCACCCUUAUACUGUCCUCAACCAGCUUUUCUCAGUGAAGAAGACUGCAAUGACGUUCUUUUAAAAAUUGAGAGAGAAAGUCGUCAGAAAGUGUCAGGAGUUCUUCAGCGAAUCAUCUUGCUCUUCCAGGCUGCUUGUUCUUCCUUACCUGUAGCACAGUGGUAUAUUACACAACUGAAGCAGGCAAGAAAAGUUAUGCAAAAAAUUCGAGUGAAAGGAUCUCUUCCCUCCCUGAGUCCAUUACCAGAGACUUUGCUGCGUUACUCCAAUUUGCACACUGUUUUCUGUAGAUCUACAUUGUCUGUUGGAGACCAACAGUUUGAUGAUUUAACCUGUAAACUUCUAGGUUGGUUCAGAGAGCUAUGUGCAUUGUGUUGGAUGAUUCAUGUUCGUGAAAGAUUAUCUCACAACUGUAGGCAGUACCAAACUGCAAGGGAAAAUAUUAACAGUCAUAAGGAUCUGAAGAAGAGUGAAUAUGAUGCCUCCGCAGUUGAGCUUUGUCUGAAUGCAGUGGAGUGGGCUUGUCGAAUGCUUCCUUUCUGCAGGUUCAUGAAUGCUGAAGAAUUAGUUCAAGAUGUAAUUUUGAGUCUGCUUGGAGAAUUGCCACCAGUGAAAAAGGUGGCAGAGAUUUUUGUAAAAGCAUUUCCUAAUCCUGAAAACGUAAGGGUUCCACUAAGAGAGAAAUAUCAUAGACUUCAGCAGCGACUCCGACAGAGUGUUGUUAAAGGUCCUGAAAGUGAAGAAAUGAUGUCGGUUCUUAUACAGACUGCUGAAAAAGUGAGAAUGAAGUCCUUGAGACUUGUAAUAAGGAACAUAGGCCCCAUAGAAAUUAAUAUUUGGGAGCCAGCAGAAGAGGGAGCAGCAGAUAAAGAACAGUAUUAUGACAGAUUCUCAUUAGGCACUAGUCUGAGCAGAAGCACACUUACUGAUCUUGGGAAUGCUCAGGUAUAUAGUGAUGCUAACACAGCAGAUACACUUUCUGAUGCUUUGUUUCCUGAAGAAAUGAGAACUCAAACACCUCCACUCCAAAGGGAUAGUGAACAUCAGAGACAAGGAGAAAUAGGUAGCAAAAACACUACAUGCAAGAUAAAAGCUCUUAACUGGAAAACAAAACAUCAAGACAAAACUUAUGGAAAAGAUACACCUAAUCAAUAUAAUUUGCCUGUAGUUGGGGCAUGGGAAUUUGAACGUGAUGAUGAUGAAUAUGUUAAUUUUUUAGAACUCUUUUUGAGUUAUGUUCUUGAGAGAGACCUGAUAAAAUACAGUGACCUUGGAAUUCCAUUUCUUACUAGCUUUUCUGGACUUCUUCGAGAGCAUGAGUUAAACUCUCUCUUUUUUGAUGUUCAUACAACACUAAAACGUCGACAAGGCAAAACUAGAAGCCAAAGUGUUUUUAGAGCAGGGUCUUGCUACACUGUCACCCUUACAUCUUCUGAUCCUGAAACAAUAUCCAUCUGUAAUGAAAACCAGAAUAUUUUGGAAAAUCCAACCAUCGUACAGUCCAUUGUACAGCCAACAGAACCUUCUGUGUGUAACCAAAGGAAAGGACUUAAUGAAGGAUUGUUUGGUUUAAAACACAAGUCAAUUUACAGAACUCAGAGUGAUAUGCAAGGAGUCACUGUUCCACCAGCAAGCCAGACCUUUCCUAACCGUACUUUCUGUGGCCUGAAAACUGAGGCAACUUCUCAAUACACUUACAAAACUAUUGAUGUAGUUGAUACUGUACCAGGAGAAGAACAAGUUACAGAAUUGCUGGGUAAGUUCAGCAAUAUUGCAAAAUUGCUUGAGUGGAUGAUCAGAUGGUCUGAGAAAAGACUGCUCUGUGGUUCCUACAAACAAGAUUCCUUAGAAGAGGUUCUCCCAGUUAUACAUGUGAAAACAUCAGCAGCUGCUGUCCUUACUUCUUUGUGGCUAUUAGAACAUUUAUACGGAGAUGCAUCUCAAGCAGAGAGCAUAAAAUAUAAGAGCCCAAAUAAUCAGUGUCUGAAAGAAGUUGCAUCUGUAUCAGAAGCCCAGUCUAAGACAGAGAAAGAAAGUAGUAUGGAUGAAGGCUCUUGGAUACUGGCCAAUCCUCCUCUUGAUGUCCAGAUUGUACAAGUGUAUGAUGAUACUUGUGUAACUGGUUUUGGGAUGUCUACAAAGUCAAAAUAUUUUACUAAGAAGGUAAUUAAUAAUGAGAGUUAUUCUCUGCCUUGUACAACUGAAGACCUUAAUGAAGUUGGACCAUUUGUUCAGGAAGAGUUAGAUGUAACAUCAGAAAGAGAAGAGUUCUUUGAGGAGCCGUAUGAAACUCCAAAGAGCUCCAAUAGCUCUGUCAAGAUUAAACCUGUAGAACAUCAAAGAGAAGAGCAGGUCUCCGUUUCAGAUGUAGAUAGUCCCCAAGAAGGUCAAAAGACAGAAAAAACAAAGGAAGGAAAGGCUGAACAGAAUGUCAUGACUGAGGUGGUUGCUAGCAGCAUUUCUCUCUCGUUCUCUUUACAAGAUGCAGAAUUUCCCAGUAACAGAGAGAUUUCUCUAAAUGGUAGUCAGCCUUCCCAGACUGUUGUUUCAACUGUGUCGAAUGUUGCCUCCAACACUUCCAUUUCUGCAAAGAAGCAAGAAGUCAACGAAGAAGUCCCUACAGAAGAGAAACUGAAUACAUCAGAAACUGUCAGGCAGAUGCUCCCAGAUGAAAUGUUUAGGUUAGUUCAGCUACAGCAAAUCAACUUCAUGAGUUUAAUGCAAAUAGUACAGUCAUCCUUUACCAGUGUGCAAAAUGUUCCACAAAUCUUGCAACAGCAUCAAUGUAUUCACUUGGAAGGAAGCCAACCUACACACAGUGCCAAAGACAAUGGCUCUCUGGAAACACAACUGCCGACUCAAGAAGAUAAAGGAAAACCUGUUCAAAACAGCUCUGAUUUUCCACCACAGAAUAGUUUAAGUGAUGAAAGCAACAAUGGCCAUAUAAAAAAUCAUCUGGAUGUGAAUGUUUCUUUAAGCCUAUUAGAAAGCCACAGCAAAGAAACAGGAUUUUUUGUACUGCCUCAAGAUUUGUAUUCUUCAGCAUCUACUAAACCACUUCAUCUCCUAGCUCCUUCCUUGGACAUCCAGAAAACACCCAAGGUUAUCCCUAUUGAAAAAUCCCCGAACCAUUCAAAUAGAUUUCCUUUGCUUAAGCUUGCGUCAGGUUGCCGUUUUAAACAGUCAUGUUUACGUUCAGUAGAAAUGUCAUCAGCUUUUGGUAGGCCACCCCCAGUACCACAAGUAGCUUGGAGUUCAUCAGAGUCCCUAUGGAACCAUCAGUCAUCAUACACACCUAUAAGGAAUAAGUCAAAGGAAGAUUUGAAAAUGAGUAGAUAUGAUCUUGAAAUCCCUAGACAAAUGCACGAGGAAGAAAAAAGAUGGGCAGAAACAGUGCCUAAGGGACCUCCCAAACACCUCAGUCUAGAUCAGCAUGAAGGACAGCAAGAAGUUUCACCUCAUGAGCAGUUCUCUGCAAAUGUGAAUGUGAAUAAAGCACUGAUUGCUCAGAGCCUGGCUGGUAUUCCACUGUUGCAGCUUGACCCAGUACGUAGACUUCCACCAGAUGAAAGGCAGCCAAUCACUGCUACUUCAAUACCUGUUAAACCUGCAACAAAGGAGACCCGCUGCAGGAAAACACUACAGCACACAGGAAUACCACUACUCCCUGCUAAUCUACCUCAAAAAAAGAAGGCACCAAAACUCAUUCCACUUCGAGAUCUCAUUGCAUUUGAACAAAGCUGCCAGCAUCAUACCAUGCCCAGUACUUCCUUUGGACAAGACCAAACUGAACCUAUCCAGUUACUAAAAACUGAUGUUGAACCAUUUGAAAUAAGAGAUAUGCGGAAUAAUAGAAAAAGACAAAAGAGGCGUGAUAAGAAACAAACGGAAGAGAAGGAGGGAAAGAGGAAAGCAAGUGUGUCCUGCUGCCCAGAUGACAGUGUCAUCAGUAUUAGUGAUAAAGUGAUGGUUGCUGAAUCAGAGAUUGGGGAUCGACAAGCAAAAUUUACAUCUUGCCUUCAAGGUGGGUUUUUCAUUUCAAUGGACACAAUGAGGGAAGCAAUUACUACUCCAGUAGAUGCACAUACCUUGAUUUCUACAGGAAAAAAAACGCAAGAAACUCAAGAUGCCAGUACAAAUACUCACCUAGUACUGAAAUCGUAUCAAGAUGUUGGAGUCAGUGCUGGAAAUGAGGUUUCUGAAGUUCAGAAAAAUGAGCCAGUCAUGUCUGUUCAUGUGUCAGAGUCAUCUAAUGCUCCUGAGAUACUGCCAGACAUGGGUUUAAACCCAAAAUUCCACACUGAAAUAAAUGAGAGACCUUUACCAUCCUUUCUGUUAGAUCCACUUGAUUUGGAUGAAGAUAAGUAUAUCGGUGUGAUGGACAUUCAAGACUGUGAUGCCCUUAACAAUCUGCCCAUGAUACCUGAAUCUGCAGAAGAGUUAGCUACUGCAGAGCAAAAUGAGAAGUUUGAAAUUCAGUCUUCUGCAAAACUCCACCAGACAGCAGCUUCUGUUACUAAUGCAAUUCCAACUGAGACGCUUCAGGAGAAAGAUGAUAAUUUGAAAAAUGUAUCAAGCCAAGUGCAGAAGGAAGAUAAGUCAGAUUCUACUAGAGAUAGUGUAACUUGGAACAUAGUACAUGUCGGUGACAGAACUUUCCCUUCUUUGGGGCUUCCAUCCAAACCAGCUGGUAAAGAAUACUUGCCCACAAAGCAGCAGGAAAUGGGUAUGCGAUUACAGACGCUGCAGAAAAUGACAGAAAAUAUGGAGGAGGAUUUCAGAAGUACCAGACUGCUAGUGAAAAUAAUAGAAGACUUUGAAGUGGCUGCCAGUUUAGACCUUGGUGCUCAUCCUUCAUUGUCUGAAGAUGCUACAGUCACUGAUGAUGGCUUUCACAUAUGCAGAAAUAUGUGUGAUAGCUUUUUAGGUGACCCACUGCAAAUUACUGCUCUGAGCGGUGUUGCUGAUGUCAUUAGUGACCUUGCAGUAGAAGGUGAUGUCUGUCCAUCGGAGCUGGGCUUCCUGAAAACACAAGCUAAGAAAAUCUCUAGGGUUCAUGAUUCUGCUGCCAGCCAUUCUCACAAAACAGAAAAGGAGAAGAAAGAGAUACAAGUAUGGAUGAAAAGAAAGCAAAAGGAAAGGAUGAGAGAAUAUUUGAAGAAACUAGAUGAACAAAGACAGAAGGAGCAUAAUCCAUUCAAACCAAGGCAGAAUGGGCAUCGCAGUGUCACUUCAAAGGACAUUCAAGCCUUCCAGAAGAAGAAAGAAGAAAAAAACAAAGCCAUGCUAGCUGAACGUCAAAGGAUAACAAUAUCACAAGCACUUGCUCUGAUGAAUGACUUGUUACGUGAACCACUGGCAUUACCUGCAAAGGAGUGUAGACCAUUGCCCAGGACAAGGCCACCUCAAGAGCACAGAACAAGGCAAAUGGCAUCUACUAAAGGAGGGUAUCUGAAGAGUCCUGUUCUGUCAGAAAGGAACAGAACUGCUGCCAAACCCAGCUUUGGUCAAAAAGCACACCAUUUCACUCCAGCUUUUGGUUUAACACACUCCAAGGGAAAUGCCUCUAUGCUCCUACAGAAAAGUACUUCCAGAGGAAGAAUGAGAAAUGCUGCCAAGUAUCCUGUUGGUUCUAGACAGUCUGCUGAGUACAGAGUUGGCAGGACUUCAAAACAAAAGCCUUCACACGUUGGCACUGCAGUUCAGACAGAAAGUUUUUACCAAGAGACUGAUCGAGACAUAGUAAGUCCUUGGGCUGUGCCUGACGAUAUCCAAAGAAUACCUGAGGAUGUUCAUGACUCCUUGCUUCAGCAGGGCUCUGCACUGCAUCCCUUGGUUGUCUCUCCUCUCAGCAUUAUUGACACUGAUGUUUCUGAAAGCACAGGAAGUAUCCUCAGCAAACUGGACUGGAGUGCCAUUGAGGCCAUGGUAGCAGAUGUCGAAGACAAGUGAACUACAUUUCUCAGCUGCUCUGCAUUUCCAAGUGGUUGCUGGUGGUUGCAUUUUUUAAACUAAUCAUUAUUCUACUUAGAAUGGAUUGAGGCUUGCAUUGGUUUCCUUCUCAAGCAGCACAGAAACUCUCACUGCUUUUAGUCUUACUUAGAUGAAAGUCAACUACUUCACGUGGAGUUUGCUUUCCAUAUGUCUUCAAAUCAACAAGAACUAUACCUAGUUGGUAAAUGUAGACCAACAGUCUUAAACAAGAACUUCUGGGUUUUCUGGCCUACUUUGUCCUGCUCAAAUACAUGAAAACUGCUCCUCGGUUUUAAGAGAACUACCCAACUAUUUUACCUUUGUGCUAAAUAUUUGACAUAAUUAUGGAUGAAGUAUUUUUGUUACUGAGCAGUUGUGAUAAACUGAUUUAAUAAAAGCAAGAUUAUGAGUUUCUGCUGUGAAGUGAUUUACACAGAGCAGUUACUGCUGUACACCAUCACUGUGGCUAUACCACCCUAGUAUUUUAAGCCCAGCUUACUUGUUCAGUAGUUCAGAGAUGCCUUUAAGAGUUUCAAUGGUGGAAGGCAGUACAAAUAGGCAGGCAGCAAUAUGUAAAAUAUAGACCUCUGUGGGGAAAACUAGACACCAGCAUAAGACACUAAGGAGCAGUACUUAGUGAGGUGAAGCAUUGCCAUUCAUCUGUCUGUGUAAUACUGCUGCCUUAGAGCUCUUCGAGCAGUCCCCAUGUGUUUGUAGAACAAAAUGUCUUCAGUGGCCAUGAACUGGCUGUAGUAGCCUGGACAGAUGCAACUGUGGUCACUCCUUCCCGUUGGCAGCAGUUUUUAUGUUUGUGGUGAAAUUUGAAUGGAAGCCAAAAGUGCGUGAAGUUCCUUUGGUCAGUUACUGCCAUCAAAUACUGCAAUAGUUCUUUGAAAAAAAAGCAAUACUAAUUCCAUGUUUCUGAGUUAAAGCUGCAUCUUGGCAAACAUCAAGAAAUGCCAUUCAAAGGAAGCCUGUUAGAGGCUUACACACAUAUUAGUUUUGAUCUACUGCCCUUAACAGAGGAAAUUCUUUGCCUUCCCAGGAAAUUCUACUGAGUAGAAUAAAUUUACCAGUUUAAGAUACUCAAAGUUUCUCAUUGCGUGCCAACAUGCUCUCUAGGUCUAGCCAUGUGAGCCCACAGAGCAUGACCAAGCUGAAUAUGCUGUGCGCUGUUGGUGCAUCCGUGAGCAUGACAGUUCAUACAGGUUGAAUGCAAUCAGACCAAUAGUGCCAAACUGGAUAUCACUCAGAAUCUAAGCCCAGUACCCUCAGCCCUUCUGACAGAUAUCUGAGGAUAAGCUGGAAUGCAAGGGACUUUAUUUUGUACGAAAUUACUUGACCUUUGAGCGCAACAAAUAGCUUCCACAAUUGGGCUCCUCUGUAAAAUUUCAGUGCCUAAAAUGGAAGCAUCUUCCCUAACAGUCCCCCUUUCUUAAGCCAUUUUUACCUUCAAGGUGGAGCUUGAGUGAUUCUGUUCAUACAUACGUCUAUUAUAAUUGGUGUAAAAUUCUCUCACUUUGCUUUUAAAGGUAUCCAUUAAGAACAAUUCAGAGUGCAACCUCAGUGAAGGUGUGUUUUGGUAUUUAUCACGAGGUGGUUAUAAGCAAAGUUCACCCAAAGGAUAGCAUUUUGUCCAAAAAACGACAGACUGGUGACCCAGGUUAUCACACAUUAUCUGUUCCAUAGUACCAUGGAGUUCCCUUCUUCUGCAAUAACUCACAACACCCUGCCACAGAGUCAUCACUUGGUCUCAGCCUCUGUGCUGGUUGCCCAGGGAACCAUUGCUGAAUGGAUUUCUUGCAUGCCAGCUGUGCUCCGGCCUGGAACCUUUUUUAAUGUUAUACUUUUCCUCAAUAUAUUGAGCAAUGCUAUUCUUCUAACGUAAGUUUAAUGUCUAAAUUAUUUCCAGUAAUUAUUCCACAGCU
Molecule: messenger RNA, 12108 nt
Organism: Colius striatus (speckled mousebird)
Lineage: Eukaryota; Metazoa; Chordata; Aves; Coliiformes; Coliidae
Gene: CPLANE1
Product: ciliogenesis and planar polarity effector complex subunit 1
Exons: 52
Coding region: 800-10159 (3119 amino acids)
Biological process (GO): cilium assembly
Cellular component (GO): ciliary transition zone
Source: RefSeq, a predicted model, not a curated record